ACCGGAGUGUGGGCGGUGGAGAUCAUUUUGUUUCAUUUUCCCGGCUGUAAAACCCUACUCAGUUCUGAGAACUCCCCACUUAAACUCUUCUUCUCCUAUUUAAUUUUUUUUUUUUUACCCCUUUUCGUUGUUUGUGACUUGUGAGUAAUGGUACAUGAUGCUGGUGUUGUAGCUGGUGUUUUGAGUAUUUCAUUUUUUUGAUCCAUCAAACCCCCGAAUCCACUCUCCGCCUGCUAUUCUAUUCUCGGUAAUGGAUAAUAAUCUGUCAAUUUCUAACCUUCAUCAUCGUCGUCGUCGUCGUCGUCGUCUGACUGACUGAUUCAAGUGUACGAGUAGAACGCAACACCGGUGGUCCUGCUCCAAAGUCCAACCUGCUCCAUUUUUGCUUUAGAAGAUUAGAUUAAAUUCAACGGAAUUUCGCCCCGCCCCACAGCCAUGUCCUGGGCAUCCAGGGGCCUCAUUUGUCGUCUCCGCCUCUUCUCCAUCUCAGACGGCCUCACCACCACCCCUAACUGGAGAUUCUUCAGCGCCCAACCUUUACGUGUGGAUGAACUACAAGAGAACAGCAGCAGCUCCUCUCGUGUCAUCGAAGCCAAAUCUCGGGUCAUGACUCCUAACUCCAAAAGGCCCGGAGCCAUUGCCGUCAAGUGUGGUAUGACCGCUCUCUGGGACAAAUGGGGUGCUCGCCUUCCUAUCACCAUCCUUCAUAUGGAUGAUAACAUCGUCUCUCAAGUCAAAACCCCCGAAAUAGAAGGCAUAUCUGCCCUCCAGAUUGGAUGCGGCCACAAAAAAGAGAAGCAUUUGACGAAGCCGGAGGUGGGCCACUUUAGAGCUCAAGGUGUCCCCAUGAAAAGGAAGUUAAGGGAGUUCCCCGUCACUGAGGAUGCUUUGCUCCCUGUUGGUACUCACAUUGGUGUUCGUCAUUUUGUUCCUGGGCAGUUCGUGGAUGUCACUGGCAUUACUAGGGGGAAAGGCUUUCAGGGUGGGAUGAAAAGAUGGGGGUUUAAAGGAAUGCCAGCUUCUCAUGGUGCUUCAUUAUCGCAUCGAAGUAUUGGUUCUACAGGUCAAAGGGACGCUCCUGGAAAGGUGUUUAAGGGCAAAAAGAUGCCUGGGCGCAUGGGUGGGAAACAAAGAACAGUAAAAAAUAUUUGGGUUUACAAAAUUGACCCAGCCAGGAAUCUGAUGUGGGUGAAAGGCCAGGUUCCGGGUGCCACAGGAAACUUUGUGUUUAUAAAAGAUUCAGUGUUCAGAAAACCUGAUAUAUCAACACUGCCAUUCCCAACGUAUUUUGCCCCAGAAGAUGAAGAUUUAUCUGAGUUGGAACCUCUGAUAGCUGAUCUUGGUGAUACAGAUCCAUUCAUGGCUGCUGACUAGUCAGAGAACUAGCUGUGAACAAACUUAUUAUCAUCACCAGGUUGAAGAUGCUUACCGUCCAUUGUGGUUCUCUUAGGCUUUUUUGGCAUCUGAGAAGGAUGCUGGUGCAUGGGAAGUCGAGUCUUUGAUUGCACAAGGCAUGUCUUUCCAGUUAGAAAGGUUGUUUUUGAAGCUUUUGUCAAAUGAAUGCCAUUAUGGAUUAUUGUUUAUUUUUAGUUGAUUUUAUCCUGUUGCUUUAACAACCAUAAAACUGUCACAACAAAAUUUUCUUUUAGAAUUUAAAAGAUUCAGUAUUUAGUUUUGCUUGAGGAGAAACGUCUAGGAUCUAGCAAAGAUUUGGAGAUAUUUGUUCCACCUUUUUGGAACGAAUUAGUUGUUUGUGCGUAC
This is a messenger RNA of Coffea eugenioides, 1761 nucleotides long. RefSeq names its product 50S ribosomal protein L3-2, chloroplastic. Gene Ontology annotation, biological process: translation. NCBI's taxonomy places the organism in Eukaryota, Viridiplantae, Streptophyta, Magnoliopsida, Gentianales, Rubiaceae. Gene Ontology annotation, molecular function: structural constituent of ribosome. The transcript has 5 exons. The coding region runs from base 436 to 1374 and encodes 312 amino acids. Gene Ontology annotation, cellular component: ribosome; mitochondrial large ribosomal subunit. The record is from RefSeq and is a predicted model, not a curated record.